Danaus chrysippus (African queen) is the source of this 1485-nucleotide messenger RNA. NCBI's taxonomy places the organism in Eukaryota, Metazoa, Arthropoda, Insecta, Lepidoptera, Nymphalidae. The record is from the annotation of a GenBank genome assembly.
AUGGCAAAAACUCUAUCAGCUUCCCAGGCAGACAAAGAACAUGCCCUGGUCGUAUCCCGCGACUUCAUAUCCCAACCCCGUCUGACAUACAAGACGGUGUCGGGUGUAAACGGGCCUUUGGUCAUUCUCGACGAGGUGAAAUUCCCCAAGUUCUCUGAAAUCGUACAGCUGAGACUUGCCGAUGGCACUCUACGAUCAGGACAGGUGUUGGAGGUUAGCGGCAACAAGGCCGUGGUCCAAGUGUUCGAGGGUACUUCGGGUAUUGAUGCUAAAAACACCCUGUGUGAGUUCACCGGUGACAUCUUGAGGACUCCGGUGUCCGAAGAUAUGUUGGGUCGUGUAUUCAACGGUUCCGGCAAGCCCAUAGACAAGGGACCUCCAAUCCUUGCCGAGGAUUUCUUGGAUAUCCAGGGACAGCCCAUAAACCCAUGGUCACGUAUAUACCCCGAGGAAAUGAUCCAGACUGGUAUAUCUGCCAUCGACGUGAUGAACUCGAUCGCUCGCGGUCAGAAGAUCCCCAUCUUCUCAGCCGCUGGUUUGCCUCACAAUGAGAUUGCGGCACAGAUCUGUAGACAGGCCGGUCUUGUCAAGGUGCCCGGUAAGUCAGUUUUGGAUGAUCACGAGGACAACUUCGCCAUAGUGUUCGCUGCUAUGGGUGUCAACAUGGAGACGGCUCGUUUCUUCAAGCAGGACUUCGAGGAAAACGGUUCUAUGGAGAAUGUGUGCCUGUUCCUUAAUCUGGCCAAUGACCCCACCAUCGAGAGAAUCAUCACGCCGCGUCUGGCUCUUACUGCCGCUGAGUUUUUGGCUUAUCAGUGCGAGAAACACGUGUUGGUCAUCCUUACUGACAUGUCUUCAUACGCUGAAGCUCUGCGUGAAGUAUCCGCCGCCCGUGAGGAGGUGCCCGGACGAAGAGGUUUCCCCGGUUACAUGUACACCGAUUUGGCUACCAUUUACGAGCGAGCUGGUCGUGUUGAAGGCAGGAAUGGGUCUAUUACUCAAAUACCCAUCCUGACUAUGCCCAACGAUGACAUCACCCAUCCCAUCCCUGAUUUAACGGGUUAUAUUACUGAGGGACAGAUCUACGUGGACCGUCAGCUCCACAACCGUCAGAUCUACCCGCCAGUGAACGUGCUGCCCUCUCUGUCGCGUCUCAUGAAGUCCGCCAUCGGAGAGGGCAUGACCCGCAAGGACCACUCCGACGUGUCCAACCAGCUGUACGCUUGCUACGCCAUCGGUAAGGACGUGCAGGCCAUGAAGGCUGUAGUAGGAGAGGAGGCUCUCACGCCCGACGACUUGCUGUACUUGGAGUUCCUUACUAAGUUUGAGAAGAACUUCAUCACUCAGAGUAACUAUGAGAACCGUACCGUAUUCGAGUCUUUGGAUAUCGGCUGGCAGCUGCUUCGUAUUUUCCCUAAGGAGAUGCUCAAACGUAUCCCUGCUUCUAUACUUGCUGAGUUCUACCCUAGAGAUUCGCGUCAUUAA